This is a messenger RNA of Endocarpon pusillum Z07020, 1272 nucleotides long. RefSeq lists its product as uncharacterized. Gene Ontology annotation, molecular function: ethanolamine-phosphate cytidylyltransferase activity. NCBI's taxonomy places the organism in Eukaryota, Fungi, Ascomycota, Eurotiomycetes, Verrucariales, Verrucariaceae. The transcript has 3 exons. Gene Ontology annotation, cellular component: cytoplasm. The record is from RefSeq and is a predicted model, not a curated record. Gene Ontology annotation, biological process: phosphatidylethanolamine biosynthetic process. The coding region runs from base 1 to 1272 and encodes 423 amino acids.
AUGGAUUCAGUCAAUGAAGAAGGGGCCCCAAAGCCUGGACACUGGCCAGUUCCUCCUCAGGAAGAUCAACCCAUCAGUAAAGACCGCAUAUGGAUUGACGGAUGUUUCGACUUCAGCCAUCAUGGUCAUGCUGGAGCCAUGCUUCAAGCCCGACGCCUGGGCAAAGAACUCUUGGUUGGUAUUCAUUCCGAUGAGGACAUCCUCGAGAACAAAGGACCAACCGUCAUGACCUUGCAAGAACGGGUAGCGGCAGUGGAUGCUUGUCGGUGGUCUACUCUAUCUGUUCCCUACGCUCCUUAUGUCACGUCUCUACCCUGGAUCUCACAUUAUGGAUGCUGGUAUGUUGUCCAUGGAGACGAUAUCACUUCUGAUAGCAACGGCGGGGACUGCUACAGGUUUGUGAAAGCUGCUGGACGGUUUCUGGUUGUCAAGCGUACACCAGGCAUCUCAACCACUGAUUUGGUGGGUAGGAUGCUGCUGUGUACUAGAACUCAUUUCAUCAGGUCUUUGACCGAUGUCCUUGAAGGAAGAGAGGGGUCAGAGACCGACGAAGAGAAGGUUGCGACUGGUUCCACAAUGCUGCAGCGAAUCCGGGAUUACGCUACAGAUGAGAGUGGUCUCCAGCCUGGCCCAGAAGUCUGGACGUGGCUAGGAUCUUCUUCGGCCAAAGUUGUUGGUGGACAAUCUGAAAAAGGCUCAUUCACCAGGAUGGUACAAGGUGUCGGCCCAUUGCCUGGACAACGUAUCGUCUAUGUGGACGGCGGGUUUGAUCUCUUUUCUUCCGGACACAUCGAAUUCCUACGUCAGGUGAACGAAAGUGAGAAUGGCGCGGCUUAUAUUGUGGCUGGAGUGCACGAUGACAGUGUCAUCAAUUAUUGGAAGGGUCUAAACUAUCCGAUCAUGAACAUCUACGAGCGUGGCCUUUGCGUAUUACAGUGCAAGUACGUGUCAGCAGUCAUCUUCUCGGCUCCAUUCAGCCCAAAUAAGGCAUUUCUCCAGAACAUCCCAUUCGGCCAGGUUUCGGCAGUUUACCAUGGCCCGACCACUUUCAUGCCUUUGACAUAUGACCCAUAUCUUGACGCCAAGGACAUGGGAAUUUUCAAACAAGUGCAGCCACAUGGUUUUGAGCAAGUCAAUGCAGGCGAGAUCGUUGACAGGAUUCUUAAAGCUCGAGAGGUGUUUGCAGAGAGACAGCGAAAGAAGGCGGAGAAAGCGGUCGGAGAAGAGGCAGCACGGAGAAGAGAGGAGAUCGAGGGAGAAGCUGCUGGGUGA